AGAAAAAUGUCACAAUUAUCAAAUAUGCUCAAAGAACACUCGAAAAAGCAACAUUUGCGGAGAGAAGUUCAAGAAAAAUUGAAGAAUGAAGCUAUCGUGGCAGCUCAAACCUUAUCUACUGCCGUCGUGGAUCAUCUGAAUGCAAAAGUCGCUCAAGCCUACGGAAACCAAAAACGCCUGGACGUUGAAGCGAAACGAUUCGAAAACAAUUCAGCAGCUCUUGCGAAACAAACUGAACAAUGGCUUUUCAUUACCGAAGGCCUAAAUUAUGCUCUCAAGGAAAUUGGCGAUGUCGAAAAUUGGUCGAAAACGAUUGAGAACGAUAUGAAGAUUAUCACGGAAACAUUGCGCAGAGCCUAUGAAGCCAAAAACCCUCCACUUCCACCAAAUCAAGCAAACCCUGCUAGCCAUUAAUCAAUUCGUGUAUUCUGUGUAUUUUUGUACAUUCCAACCGAAAAAAGACAAGUAUCGAACCCGUUCAUAAAAUACAAAAUAUAAAAUAAAUAAUUAUCUGAAACUAUCGCACAUGAAAUGAAACAGAGAGGUAGAAUCUAUA
Caenorhabditis elegans is the source of this 556-nucleotide messenger RNA. RefSeq names its product Biogenesis of lysosome-related organelles complex 1 subunit 1 (gene blos-1). The coding region runs from base 7 to 414 and encodes 135 amino acids. Gene Ontology annotation, cellular component: mitochondrial intermembrane space; mitochondrial matrix; BLOC-1 complex. The record is from RefSeq and is marked reviewed. Lineage: Eukaryota; Metazoa; Nematoda; Chromadorea; Rhabditida; Rhabditidae. The transcript has 4 exons.